UUAAUGGUCAUCAUUAAUCCUCAUCACUUACAAUUCACCUCGAAGAGCCGAAGAGGGUUAAUAACUUAAUACAGGGUACUUUACAGAACAACCCACUACAAAAUUCGCCGCCACCCUCUCUUCUCCCGCCGUUUCACUCAUUGGAAUUGCAUAACAGAAAAUGAAGCAAGAAGAAGUGACUUGUUGCCAGAUUCAAGAAUGGUAUCCAAAAUUUAAACCAGUCUCUAUAAAGACCUUUAUCCAUGAACUCCCUGAAUCCUUUAUUCAGUAUCUGGUUGGAGAUUCUGGUCCUUUUCUGCUUCCCACGUCUGUGUCAAAUGAAGACGCCUUGCCCAAUAGGAUUCAUAAACCUGAAGAUGAGGAGGACUACCAACUGUCGGAAGGAUCUGAAGAUGAGUCAGAGCCUUCAUCACCACCCCCUUCGUUCCCAGAGCUUGAAUUGAAGAUCAAAGAUUCAAUCGAAUCCCUUGGUGGUGCUGUCUUUCCUAAAUUAAAUUGGAGUUCACCAAAAGAUGCUGCUUGGAUCAGCACCACUGGAACCCUCAAAUGCACUUCAUUUAGUGACAUAGCUCUGUUACUCAAAGCAUCUGAUUCUGUAGUCCACGAUUUGUGCCAUCCAUAUGAUUCAUGCAGUGACAAGACUAUGUCAAGACCCUCUCAAUUCUACCUUGCCUUGCGCAAAUGGUACCCCUUUUUGAGACCAGAGAUGGAAUUCCGUUGCUUUGUCUGUUCUCAGCAACUUGUUGGAAUUUCUCAACGUGAAGUCACUGCUUAUUAUCCUGCUGUACUGGAAAAGAAAGACGAGCUCAGAGAUCUGAUCCAUGAUUUCUUCCUUGACAAUGUUGAAGGGAAAUUCAAAUCCGAAAAUUACACUUUUGAUGUUUAUGUUACGAAAGACAGGAGGGUGAAGCUGAUUGAUUUUAAUCCUUGGGGUGCAUUUACACUGCCGUUACUGUUUACUUGGGAGGAGUUAGAGCAAGGUGGAAGGGUAGAGGAAGAGGUUGAUUUUAGAAUAGUGGAAAGCCAGCAUACAGUACGCCCAGGUUUGAAGACUGCAGUCCCUUAUGAUUAUAUAGAUAUGAGCGCGGGAAGUGGUUGGGAUCAAUUUUUAAGGAAUGCAGAUGAGGAGUUGCAGCAGCAGAUGAGAGGUCUCCAGAAGCAGGUGCAUAAACAUUUGCCAUCUGGUUAGCUGGAGCUUACUGAUUAGGAUGUAGUAUCCUAUUAUACUUUAUUGUAUGCUUAGCUAACUAAGUUCUUUCUUAUUACAGUAUUACUUUUGACUUAAAGAGUAUUGAUGUUGUAUGAGUUUUCAUUUUAUUUUUUUAGUGUUAGUUUUAGGGGUUAUGUUGUAGUAACAUACUCUUAAUACAAUCCUCUCACAUUAUCUUAAUAAUAAUUAAUUUAAUUUCA
Chenopodium quinoa (quinoa) is the source of this 1410-nucleotide messenger RNA. Its product is annotated as cell division cycle protein 123 homolog. Lineage: Eukaryota; Viridiplantae; Streptophyta; Magnoliopsida; Caryophyllales; Amaranthaceae. The record is from RefSeq and is a predicted model, not a curated record. Gene Ontology annotation, cellular component: cytoplasm. The transcript is spliced from 2 exons. The coding region runs from base 161 to 1189 and encodes 342 amino acids.